AUUUCCGAAAUAUCGAUUUAAUUGGAUAUAUAGUAUAGUUUUUGAAGAAGAGAGAAGUUUUGUAAUCCAAUUUUUGAUUACUUUAACUGGCAAAUCGAAUUUCGCAACUUAUUCAAAAUUUUGAUGCAGUUGGUUGUAAUUUCUUCCUGCGUAAUUAAGAUGAACAUUAGACUCAACUUUUCCCUGCCUUGCCUUGGAAUCUGGUACAGUUACAGUUCGCAACGUACAAGAAAAAGCCUCAGAAAUUGACUAAUUUGAUGAGAUUGAAUGCAAUUUUCAAUCAAGUGGGCUGAAAAUUGCGUUCAUUUCCUGUCAUUUGGAAUUUGAUGACGCCGUAAUUAUAAUGCUCAUGCAUUUGGUAAUUUCUCUCUGGAUAUUUAGAAGAAAAUGAACCAAAUCUGCUCGAGUAUUGCCUUUGAAUCUCCUACUUGCAAAAUUGUUUUGAAGCCUCAGAAGUUGUAAGAAGAAAAAGGGCUUUAAUUUAAUUUAUAAAUUAGUUGAUUUGAAAAUUGCGUUGGUGGAAUUUGAAAUGUGAUGACGCCUUAAUUAACAUUUUGUUGAUAAUUUAAUUGCGCUCGGAAAUCUGACGAUUUUUGCAUUUCCGCCCGCGAAUUGGUCUUACUCUAGGGUGUUUUUCUUUCCUCUCUCUGCUAAAUGUGCGAAAAGAUGAAGGUCUGAGUCUGUGAUGAGUUUGUUGGAUGAGAAAGUGUUGGUGCAUCCGUUGACAGCUGAUCCCACGGAAGCAUGGUCAGUGUUGAAGCGAUCUCAGAAGGUGCUGAAGCUCAAGGUGAAGCAGCCGACGAAACCCGUGACUGCAGACAAGGUGAGAUUUGUGUGCAUGAGCGACACGCACAGCUUGACGCACAGGAUCACCUUCAGGAUUCCCGACGGCGACGUUUUCCUUCAUGCCGGCGAUUUCACUCGAAGUGGAACCCGGAGAGAAGUCAAAGAGUUCAAUGACUGGCUCGGAAUGCUUCCGCACCGGAAGAAAAUCGUGAUCGGCGGCAACCAUGAACUCAGCUUUGACAAUCGACAAUCGGUGUGUGAGAAAAUGGAAGGAGGUGCUGGGAAACCGCGUCCUAUUUCCGCUAGUCGUUCUGCGCACACUGGCGUCGUCAUUGUGAAUCCGGUGGAUGAAAUGGACGGUGAUUCUUCUCCGAUUGGUACGUACGUGAGAUUUGUGUGCAUGAGCGACACGCACAGCUUGACGCACAGGAUCACCUUCAGGAUUCCCGACGGCGACGUUUUCCUUCAUGCCGGCGAUUUCACUCGAAGUGGAACCCGGAGAGAAGUCAAAGAGUUCAAUGACUGGCUCGGAAUGCUUCCGCACCGGAAGAAAAUCGUGAUCGGCGGCAACCAUGAACUCAGUUUUGACAAUCGACAAUCUGUGUGUGAGAAAAUGGAAGGAGGUGCUGGGAAACCGCGUCCUAUUUCCGCUAGUCGUUCUGCGCACACUGGCGUCGUCAUUGUGAAUCCGGUGGAUGAAAUGGACGGUGAUUCUUCUCCGAUUGGGUCCGCAGCGAGACCUCGUUCAGCAGUGGCAUCUAGUUUCGGCCCCGGUGUGAUGGGAUCUCUGGUGGAUUCCCUGGGAGACAUUGAGGAAAAACUCUCCAUACGGCCGGAUUUUUGCGGCUGGGCCUUCAACCUGCCCCGCGGGCAGGCCCUGUUGGACAAGUGGAACAAAAUCCCCGAGGGCAUAGAUAUUUUGCUGUCACACACGCCACCUGUUGGACACGGGGAUCACACCAUCACCGGCAUCAGGGCCGGGUGUGUGGAACUACUCAACUCUGUGCAAAAACGGAUAAGACCCAGAUACCACGUGUUUGGACACAUUCACGAGGGCUAUGGCAUUACAUCCGAUGGAACGACGAUUUUCAUCAACGCCUCGACCUGCAACACGGGUUACAAACCACACAAUUUGCCGAUUGUGUUCGAUAUUCCUCUGCCCCGGGGGCAUACCAAAAAUACAUGAACAUGCGGUGUUAUGCAACUAGUGUGCAACUCUGUUUUUAUGCAAUACACCUCGUCAUUUUUCAAAAACGAA
Notodromas monacha is the source of this 2044-nucleotide messenger RNA. The record is from the annotation of a GenBank genome assembly. NCBI's taxonomy places the organism in Eukaryota, Metazoa, Arthropoda, Ostracoda, Podocopida, Cyprididae.